GCUGCCACAGAGAGAGAGAGAGAGAGAGAGAGAGAGGAGAGAGAAAAGAGGAGAAGAAAUGAAGAAGAAGAAAUCUUCUCCUCCAAACCCUCCUCAUCUUCCUCGCCCUUCUCCUCCUCCACCUCCAUCUCCAACCCCACCAAAUGGAAUCAUCCACUUUCGUAACCGAAACCCUUCUUGCAACAUCAUCAUCAUCCUCAACUACUCUUACUUCUUCAUCCUCUAUUGUUAUGCCUUUGAUUAUUCCCAUCCUCAGACCCAACUGAACCGAUUCUUUCUCUCCCCCUCUCUCGAUUCCGCCCUUUUCGAGGUACCCAUUUCGGUUUCUUUGAUUUCCCCCCUCCAUUUUCCCUGAUUCCGAUGCUCGCGUAUAUCCCUCCUUAUAUCUCUCCAUUAUUCAUUAUGUUCGCCGACUGGGUGUGACGAUCUCUCAACAAGUUGUUCAAAUCUCAGGAAUAUGUUUGGUGGAAGUGAUAACAACAAUCCCAUGAUUCCCGUUUUCAUGGGAAACUGCUUUCAGUAUGAUGCCAAUGCGUUGCCCCAGUUGCAGUUAUUUGGAGAUUUUCCAGUUGGCUGUAGUGCUGAUCCCUUAAACUACAUGGGCAAUGAGCAAACAACUACAACAAACCAGCCUGUCAAAAGAGUUCGGGAAGCAGAACCUGCUUCUAGGCAGCAAAAACUUCAUAUAUCUUUGAAUAAUAAUUUCCUUCAAGAUGAAACUGCCCAAGCUGGAAGAAUGUUGCAUCAAAAUCAAAAUCCUGUAUCAACUGGGUUGAAACUUUCAUACGAGGAAGAUGAACGCAACUCUUCUAUUACUUCUGCUAGUGAUGGCAUCAAAGGUGCCCUACCUGGUAUCUUGUCCCUUGGUGAUGGCAUUAAAGUUGAGAUUGAUCGGCAGAAAGAAGAAUUUGAUCAGUAUUUCAGACUUCAGGAAGCAAAGAUUACGAAGGGCAUACGUGACUUGAAGCAAAGACAGACAGCUUCUCUGAUAAAUGCCUUGGAGAGAGGUGUUGGCAGGAAGUUGCAGGAGAAAGAACUUGAGAUUGAGAACAUGAACCGCAAGAACAAGGAGCUUGCCGAGAGAAUAAAGCAGGUCGCCACAGAAGCCCAGACCUGGCACUACCGAGCAAAAUACAAUGAGUCGGUAGUCAGUGCUCUCAAGAGCAAUCUACAACAGGUCAUUGCACAGAGUGCCAUCCAUGCAAAGGAAGGCUUUGGGGACAGUAGUGAGGUAGACGACACUGCCUCUAAUGCCAACCCUAACCCUAACCAUCCUGGAGGCUCUGGCGCCUGCCCUUUGACGAAGCAGCAGCUUACUUGCAGAGCCUGCAAAUGUAAAGAAGUCUCUGUUGUGUUACUGCCGUGUCGGCACCUGUGUCUCUGUAGGGAUUGCGAAGGGUUUAUCGACGUUUGCCCUGUCUGCCUGGCGAUGAAGAUUGCAAGUGUACAAGUACUCAUGCCCUGAGAGAGGCAUUUGCCUGCUUAUGAACACUUGCAAUCUUCAUUGCUGCAGGGUAGGGAGGAGGAAGAAAGAUCAUGUAAGUUAACAAUGUCUGGCUUGUUAUAAUCUCUGGCUUUGUAAACUGAAGAAACAAAUGAUGGCUGGUAAAAGUGUUCUCAAACUUCAUCAAAUGUGCAUCUUCCCCUUCUGUGCAAUGGUUUAAGAUGAUUGCUUUGCUUUGCUUUGUUACUGCC
This is a messenger RNA of Diospyros lotus (date-plum), 1695 nucleotides long. Its product is annotated as E3 ubiquitin-protein ligase BOI-like. Gene Ontology annotation, molecular function: ubiquitin-protein transferase activity. NCBI's taxonomy places the organism in Eukaryota, Viridiplantae, Streptophyta, Magnoliopsida, Ericales, Ebenaceae. The coding region runs from base 458 to 1465 and encodes 335 amino acids. The record is from RefSeq and is a predicted model, not a curated record. The transcript has 4 exons.